AUGAGACAAGGAGAGAAGAGCUCAGCAGCUAAGUCUAUUUUAGGGCGAGCAGAGCUCCCUGCAGCGAGCCGCCCAGGGCAGUGUGAGAAACAUCAGGCAGAGGUGUGUGGGCGCUGGGUGACUCUGGUGGAGCUGCCGCCUCUGUCUGGAAAACCUCUGGACACAGUGAUGCAGCAGUGUCACCUCUGCCUCUCCCUCUGUGCUCCUGAGGGCGUCCAUGCCUUCAUCCUGGUUCUACCACACGGUCCUCUCACUGAUGAAGACAAGGAUGAGAUGAAGAGGCUCCAGGACACUCUCGGCUCUCGAGUUCUUUCCUUCUCCAUGAUUCUGUUCACUGUGGACUCAGACUUCACUCCAGAUGUAGAGGAGUUUAUGAAAGAACCAUGGGAGAUCAAAGAUCUCUGUGAGAAGUUUGGAGGAGGAUAUCGUCUCUUCAACAUCAGGGACCAGCAGCACGUCCCUGAGCUCCUGAAGUCUGUGGAGACUUUAAGAAACAAGAAUGAACCUCACAGCUUCACCACUGAAACACUGCUACAAGUCCAGAUGGAGAAGAUCUCUCUCCUGCAGAAGGAACUGACAGCUCAUCGACAGAGUUCUGGAGAUGUGAGGAUCGCUGUAAUCGGUAAAACAGGCAGCGGAAAGAGCGCUUCAGGAAACACCAUCCUGGGAAGACAGGAGUUUGAAACAAAAGCCAGUCAAAUAUCAAUCACUAAAGUCUGUGAGAGAAGAGAGACAGAGAUUGAAGGACAGAGUGUGUAUGUGGUGGACACUCCAGGUCUGUUUGAUACAACCAUGUCAGAGUGGGACGUAACAGAGCUGAUGGAAAAGAUUUAUCAUAAGAUGAAUGAGAACAACAAGAGCUGCUACACACUUGAGAUGUUGUUAGAGACUCAGACUAAGAAAAAUGAGGAAUUGGAAGCACAACUGAGAGAGAACGAGAAAAAGAUCAAAGAUAAUGAAGACGACAUCAGAGAACUAGAGGAUAAACUCAAACUAGAGACAGAGAAAAUAUCAGGGGAAAAACCUGAAAGCCACAAUCUCAGUCACUGA
Molecule: messenger RNA, 1050 nt
Organism: Knipowitschia caucasica
Lineage: Eukaryota; Metazoa; Chordata; Actinopteri; Gobiiformes; Gobiidae
Source: the annotation of a GenBank genome assembly